GGGUGGUAUUGGCCAAUGUGUAUAUGGUUUGUCCGAUGCCAAUGACUUGCCAUUCAUUUUUGUCCAAUACAGGGGGGUAUUCCCUUACAUGUAUUGUCUAUGGCACAGCAAAUGAGAUGGGGCCGUGUUUUGUGAAAGUUUAUAGGCAACUUUUUUAAUAAAAAAAAAUGACGUUGCGUUUUAAAACAGUGUUUUUUUCUGGAUCACACACUUUUCAUAGAUGGAUAUUUUGGGUAUAUAUGGACUGAUUUUAAUCGAAAAAAAGACCCAAUAGUGAUGUUUAUGGGACAUAUAGGAGCGCCAACAAAGAAGCUCGUCAAAGUCUCGGGAGAGGCAAAGGUGGAGAGCCAUGCGUCCUCCGAAACACGACCCUGCCAAGCCGCACUGCUUCUUGACAAACUGCUAGCUUAACCCGGAAGCCAGCCACACCAAUGUGUCGAAGGAAACACCGUACACCUGGCGACUGAAGUCUUCUUGCAGGUGCCCGGCCCGCCACAAGGAGUCGCUAGGACAAGGAAAUCCGGCCAGACAAACCUUCCCCUAACCUGGACGACUCUGGGCAUAUUGUACACCACCUCAUGGGUCUCCCGGUCACGGCAGGCUGUGACACAGCCUAGGAUCGAACCCGGAUAUAUGGAGGAUGGGAAGACUGCUUCAGCUACUGAUAUUGGCUUUGAUUCUAUUGAUCUGCAUUUAUCUUUUAUUUGUAUGUCAAUUCAACCAGUGCCUGUUGAAUGUGUCACCAUCCAAUCAUCUCAAAUACAACCACACUCGCUUCACAAGUUGUAGUGGAAUCACCAACAGGACAUUUGCACCAACCAAUGACUCCUUAAUAAGUAAAGAGGAAUGGGAAUCUCUGCUCAAAGAGCUACAAUGGUCAUUACCGCCUGUUGUCCCCUUAUCCAUAGAUGAGGCCACAAACCCCACUAAGUGCUCAUUCUCUGUCAACCCCAAUUCAAACUACACAGUUGGAGGGUUUAUAGAUGUGAUUUUGAUAGCUAGAGAUACUAAAAACAGGAUCAAAACCUAUGGAGGGGACUUUUUUCAGGCCAAGCUGUUUAACUCAGAACUUAAGGCCAGUACUUAUGGAGCUGUAACAGACCACUUUAAUGGCACCUACACUGCCCGUCUGGCCCUGCAUUGGCCCGGACCUGCCAAGGUGUCCAUCCGCCUAGUGCACUCUAGCGAGGCCGUGCAGGUACUGUGUAGGCAAAGGGAACAGGACCCAGAUAAGGUCUACUUCCAUGGCUACUUUGAGGAGGGUGGCAAGCAGGAAACGGUGAUGUGCAAUGCCCAGAGAAGUCCUAGGCUGGUGGGGAACGAGUCACAGUGUUGCUGUGAGUACAGAGAGCCAGUCACUGGGGAGACCUGGUUCUGUCGUCGGCCAUCUUCCCUGCCUUGCCAUGCUUUGACCUACCACAGCAUGGGCGGUUACCAGGCAGUACUCUCCAAGGUGGAGAUGACCCUUCUAAAGAGUUCCACGAACAUUAUUGUACCAGGUGACAAUUCAGCUAUCGAUGUCCAGCAACAGGACACUGAAAUCCGAUCACAAACAAAAUGCCGUCCUGGUUUGCACACCUCAGUACCAGCUGGAUUCUACCUCCAGGAUCACUGGACAUCCCUGGUGUGUGACUCAAAAUCCUUUCCCUCAGCUAAACUGAUAUCUGGAUGCCUGAAGGACAAACAGAUCCUUAUGAUGGGUGACUCCACUCUCCGUCAGUGGUUCGACUACCUGGAGAAAACUGUGCCAACAUUGAAACGCCUGAACCUUCACACAUCAAGCAAAUCGGGCCCCUUUGAGGCAGUCGACACCCAGUCCAACACCCGUAUUAUCUGGCGGGCCCAUGGGAUACCUAUACGGACAAGCAAGACCCCCUGGGCUGACCUUCACUACAUCGCCAGGGAGUUGGAGGAUAUGGCAGGGGGUGCACACUCUGUAGUCGUCUUCACCAUCUGGGCUCAUUUCACCACGUACCCACUGGCUAUGUACGCACACCGUCUGGUCGUCGUCCGUAGGGCUGUGGCAUCGCUCCUAAGACGAUCUCCCACUACUCUGGUAGUGAUCAAGUCAGCUAACACGGGCUACAAGGAUGUGUAUGGCAGCGACUGGCUCUCCUGGCAGCUCGACAUGGCACUCAGGGAAAUAUUCAAGGACUUGCCUCUGGUCCUCAUCGACGUUUGGCAGAUGACCUCCUGCCACUAUUCUCCGGACAACAUUCACCCGCCCUCUGUGGUGAUCCAAAAUGAAGUGGAUCUCUUCUUGUCCUUUGUUUGUCCACAGUGAAAAAUGUUGUAGUCAUGCCUGUAAUAACAUUGUGCCUUACUGUAUACAAAAUGCUGUCUCCGAAAGGAUUCUGCUGUCACGUUCUGACCUUUAUUUCCUUUGUUUUGUAUUUAAUUAGUAUGGUCAGGGCGUGAGUUGGGUGAGAAUCAUACUUAGGUAGCCUGGGUUUCGCUGUUUGUGGGUGAUUGUUCCUGUCUUUGUGUUUGCACCAGAUAGGGCUGUUUUGAGUUCUCACGUUUAUUGUUUUCGUUAGUUUAUUCAUGUAUAGUUUUUUCUUCAUUAAACAAACAUGAAUCAUCAUCACGCUG
This is a messenger RNA of Oncorhynchus keta (chum salmon), 2592 nucleotides long. RefSeq names its product NXPE family member 3-like. The transcript is spliced from 7 exons. The coding region runs from base 641 to 2284 and encodes 547 amino acids. The record is from RefSeq and is a predicted model, not a curated record. NCBI's taxonomy places the organism in Eukaryota, Metazoa, Chordata, Actinopteri, Salmoniformes, Salmonidae.